This is a messenger RNA of Talaromyces proteolyticus, 884 nucleotides long. RefSeq lists its product as uncharacterized. The record is from RefSeq and is a predicted model, not a curated record. The transcript has a single exon. The coding region runs from base 238 to 714 and encodes 158 amino acids. Lineage: Eukaryota; Fungi; Ascomycota; Eurotiomycetes; Eurotiales; Trichocomaceae.
GUCGUGAGGAAUGUACCGUAAGGGGGUUGUAAAAGGAUACAUGAGAAGGGAAAGAAAAGGAAAGAAAAUAAAAGCAGUAAGAUAAGAAGCUGGCCCUAAUAAUAAUGCCUUUGAGAAAAGUGCAGCACCCCACACGCAGACACAGGCACAAAUCAGUCUGGGACAAGACAUCAUAUUCGAAGCCAGAAUUGAUUGGGCUAGGCGCCGAGCUGUUGACCAGUAGAGGUCAUUAGAUGUAUGGUUAGUAUGGAGCUACGGAUCUGCUGUGACGGCGAUCAUGUCCAUAACUACUCCAUAGGCUCUAAGUUGCGCAGUGUGUUUCAACCUAGCCUCCAACUUAUCUGGCUUAUUGAUCUGUUAUCUGGGCUUCAGCCUCUCAGUUGCCGCUUGAACAGCUUACAGGUCUCCGCCCAACAACCCCAAAGUACCUCUUUUGCCAGACCAAACAUUUCAAGGCGGAGAAAUUCUUCGAUUGGCAAAUUUGCAAUACUAUGCGCUGGAUGGCCAAUCAUGGCUGUCGUUCCCUGUGCCGAGAUGCCGACAAGCGCGGAUUGGUCAGGACCCUGGGUACGCCUUGCCGUAUUCGGAAGGUUGUACAGCAUCGCGAAUGGCUUCAUGCUAGUAUUGUUGGACAUCAUCAGUAGAGGUGGUGACACGACUGCCGUAAGCGGAUCGCCCAGACGGAUGUCGCUGUCGAGGAGUGUUUCAUCUUGAGAGCAUCUGUGGACGAUCAUCCUACUUUGUCCUGGCGAUCGACGCACUAGUGGGAGCUCCAUGAUGCAGCACGCCGGUGAUUUAUGUCUCUGCCUUCUGGAGCUAUGGCCAGCUGUGCAGGAUUGAGACUCAGCCUUGGGUUAGCCGUGUCGAGAAGGUAGGAUUUAGCA